GAUAGAAAUCUUACCCCUUCACUCAUUUCAUGCCUCACUCUUGAUUCUUCAAAAUCACUUCUCACUACGUUUGCGAAAAUACGAUGAUUGGAAGGGGUUAUUGUGCAAACAGAAGUCCGCGAAAACCAAAUGACUGACCACAGGGCGACCGACCUGGUACAUGGUCAUUUUGGUGAAUUCUCUUACGAUAUUAACGAAGAGCAAUGGUCGUUUUCGCAAGAUGUUAACAGAGUUCAUCGAUUUCAGCAACUCCUUUCAUCCACACAAUGCAUUCCUCCCUCGAUUCGAGAUAUACCUGGAAAUGGAAAAGUAGGCUCGAAGAUUGCUCGAGCUCAACAGAAAUGGCUCGCAAAGAAGCGACCCGAAACAUUUCCCGGAGGAAGUCUUGCUACACACUUGUCCAAAGAUGCCUCUGAUGCGACACUGAACCGAUCCAAGGCGAGCACGUUGAUGGCCAUUGGAGGGGCUGCGGAUAUCAAUCAUACCUCUGGUUCCAAAAUCGCAUUCAUAGUAGCGAUCCCGUGUGGUGAGGCCGGCCAUAUUCUGAAGCUUGUCAAACCUCGCCCAGAGAAACUUGGAUGGGAGUCGCAUAAUGGAGUUCGACUAUCUUACAUGAGUGCUGCCAAUACAGAUCAAGGACAUUGGUUUGGUGCUGGGGGAACAAUUUUACAGAUUGCCUCUGCCGAUGAUGGCAAUGAACUUAGUGCUUGGUUCGCUGUUAGACAAGCAGCCAUGACGACUAUUUUCAGACCUGUCUUUCGGAAAUUUCCCAAGCCUUUCACAGCCCCAGCUGGACACAUUGCUGCAUAUCCUCCAUCAUGUCUAGACCCUAAUCCUGUCGCGACUUUAACAUGCCAACAGUCUGGAUCAGAGGAACACGUGGACGUUAGUUUUAACCCAUGGUACGCUCGACAAUUCGCAGUUGUAGACCGCGCUGGCAAAUGGAGUAGUUGGGAUAUUGAAGGGCGACAAAAGAAACGCUCGGCUUUUGAAAUCAUGCCAGGGAAGAAGGGGUAUAUUUACGACGAUUUUGGCGAAGAUCCUGCUAUUCCGACAUAUAAAUUACCUGGAAACGUUGGCGACUGGCACCGAGUCCUCUGGGCAGGUAGCGUGAGCACUAUGAUAGUUGCAAAUAGAAAACAUCUUGCAGUUUUCGAUACAAAAUCCAAGCCAACACGGCUACCCUCUUAUUUAUUUAAUACCUCACUGCUAAAAGAUUGGAUACUGGACAUCAAGCGCAGUACGGUUGAUCUUUCACAUUUGUUUGUUUUGACUACGACUCGGAUUUUCUGGCUAAAAGUCAUACCGACUGGCGAAGAUGGCCUGAACAGGGAUUCUGGGAUCAAGGUUAUCCUGUCGCAUCGCCACUACAGAACUCCAACCGACGAGACAAUGAAAUUGACAAUGUCCAAGGACGAAAAUGGAACGGACUUGACAGUAUUCAUUUCAUCUAGUGAAAAUUCAUGUCUGAAUUCCUACACUUUUUUUAUGGAUGGGAAAAACGCAAGGACUUUCGAGGGAGGGUUUAGGCUGUCCCCUGGGAUAAGCGAGGAAAAGACACUUAAGGCCGAGAGUAUCUCUAUACGUUCCGUCUCUUAUCUAAUACCAAGAGACUCGGCUGAGGGAAUGGGACUAGACUUCAUGGAAACAGGAGUAAAAUUUCACCAGACAUGGAUGCUAACGCCAAGUCUUGAGCUGGUAUCUUCCUUAUGGGCGUCUGAGAUUCUCAAUUCUCAAAAGAAAUGGAGUUCAAGACCCAUCCUGCUUGCGCCGAUGCACAAAAUUGCGGAUAAUACUAUCCGCAUGACAGCUAGUCGUCUUGCAGAUGAUUUCAUUGUUCCUGACGAGGAAGACGAAGAUGCUUUAGUGGAUCAGAUGAGCUCCCUAACAACGCAAAAUGGCCAGUUUUCAUCGAAAAUUAAUAAAGCUUCCACAGAUCUGCUUCUAAGGAUUAACAUGCAACCAGUGUUCGAACGAAUAUUUAACAAGCCAAUGUCCAGUGAUUCGAACACUGACAUGGAAACGGCAUUUCGAGAUAUAUCAAUUCAGAUGCAAAAUGGCAAACAAAUGGAUAGCAUGUCAUUAAAAACUUGUCUCGAAUUAUCGAACAAUGCAUCUCCUUCAGGUGACCUCGACGAGGCAGCCAAAAUUGUGACUGAGUUUCUGGAUUUCAUGAACACCUUUGAUGAAGGCGAAGAGGAAUCAUCUUCUAAAUUUCAUAUUUCGAAAUUGAUAUCUUGUCCCGGAAUGACCUUUUCUGAAGAUCCAUCAUCCGACGAUAAAUGCCCUGAUUUAUUGCAAAUAUAUGAUCAACUGAUCAAUGUCUGGGUAACAAACCUCCCUCGCAAGACUCCUGGGCCAGUUCGUUUGGAAAAAGCGAGAUCGAUACGCAGAAUUGCUAUGGAAAUAUGGCUGAGCUCAGUUGGUAUUUCGCUACGAAAUGAACAAUUUGAGCCGAGACCUCCACCAGUCUUUGAGGAUGAAACCUCAAUGCACAUGUUGAAGGACAUUGACGAACUCUCAAGGGCCAGUUCACCUCCGUAUUUCAGCUCCCAGGCUCAGUCCCGAGCAAUGGAGAAUCCCCAGCUCAGCUUGCCCACGCCCACUCCAUCAGUCAUAUCUGCCCCUGCAGUUGUGCAGGAUCCUACGAUUUCGCGACUUCGCCAGUAUGCUGUUAGCAUCGAGCCAAAGAUAGAAUUUGGUGCGGCAAGAGCUUCACUAUUAUCUCAAUGGCCAUCUGUUCCAGGCGCAGACCCAAAUAAAUACUCCUGGGAGGAGGUUCAGAGAGCUGCACUUGCGGAAGAGAGUGGGGACGAUGAUUACCGUAGUCGACGAGAAAACGCUCGGCGUAAACGAAGAGCAGAAAGGUUUUUGAGUCGAGAUCGUGCGAACGCAGCUGCAUCUUCAUCUCAAGCUAUGGCUCAACCAUUUGGCAGUCAACCGGUUGGUUACAACACUUACAGCUCACAACCUGUUAAUGAAUUACCAAUGACCCAACCGAGCAAGGGAGCUUUCGGUAGCCGAAUCGCUGCACCCGCUACUCCUGGAAAGAAAAAGUCUAAGAAGCGUAGGGCAGCAGGUUUUUAAAUCAGAAGUUGGAGUAUGCUUUUGACUAUAUCAGUGACUUUUGUUAUGCUUGAACUUUAGUACAAGGAUGGUUGGAUUCUGCAAUGUGUAAUUUGGAAACGGUUCGAAAGAUAUAUUUUGUAUUACUUGUAUGAUGAUUAAAGUAGCUUAUGUUAAAGUAUCUGUA
Molecule: messenger RNA, 3253 nt
Organism: Botrytis cinerea B05.10
Lineage: Eukaryota; Fungi; Ascomycota; Leotiomycetes; Helotiales; Sclerotiniaceae
Exons: 2
Coding region: 130-3087 (985 amino acids)
Biological process (GO): nucleolar large rRNA transcription by RNA polymerase I
Cellular component (GO): RNA polymerase I core factor complex
Molecular function (GO): RNA polymerase I general transcription initiation factor binding; RNA polymerase I transcription regulatory region sequence-specific DNA binding
Source: RefSeq, a predicted model, not a curated record